Molecule: messenger RNA, 1165 nt
Organism: Laetiporus sulphureus 93-53
Lineage: Eukaryota; Fungi; Basidiomycota; Agaricomycetes; Polyporales; Laetiporaceae
Product: NAD-P-binding protein
Exons: 8
Coding region: 1-1125 (374 amino acids)
Molecular function (GO): oxidoreductase activity
Source: RefSeq, a predicted model, not a curated record
AUGACAGCUCCAGCCUCAUUUCCAAAGUCCAUCAAGGCUCUGAUCUUGCGCCAAUCUCCUCAAGAUCGCAAGCCGCUCUAUCAUGAUGUAGUGUUGGAAGAGAAGGCACUCCCGCCUUUGCAGAAAGGCUUACUGCUGGUCAAGAUAGGCGCUGCAGGCUUCAAUCAUCGAGAUGUAUGGAUACGCAAGGGACUGUAUCCAGGUAUCGCCAUAGGCAGCGUCAUGGGAGGGGACGGCGCAGGGACGGUGGUGGCAUCGGGGGACGAUAACGACCCCUUGCUAAACAAACGCGUCUUCCUUGUCCCAUCGCGUGGCUGGGAGCAACAUCCAGAUGCACCCGAGUCUGACUUCAGCAUCAUGGGGGGAAGCGCUAAAAUACCUAUUGGAGCUUUUUCACAAUACGUUGCCAUCGAGAGCGAUCAAGUAAUCCUUACCCCCAACCAUCUGGAUGACAUACAUGCAGCAGCAUUGCCCAUCGGCGCAGUCACCGCUUGGAGAGCAACGAUGGUGAACGCGCGAGUGCAGAAGGGCGAUAACGUCCUCAUAACUGGCAUAGGCGGAGGAGUCGCCUUGAUGGCAAUGCAGCUGUGCAUCGCCAAGGGCGCAAACGUAUAUGUGACGAGUUCCUCGGAAGAGAAGAUUCACCGGGCCAUCUCUUUGGGUGCAAAGGGAGGAGUGAACUACAAAGCCAAGGAUUGGCCCGUUCAGCUGGAACGAAUGCUCCAGAAGCAGAACUCUUCUAAAGUAAUCGGUGGAAGCAGUACUGGAUCGUUCGACGCCGUAAUUGAUGCUGCCGGUGGAGACAUCAUGCCCAAAGUAGGCAAGGUGCUGAAGCCCGGUGGAAGAGUCGUCGCCUACGGGAUGCAUGCUUAUCCUUCUGUUACGUUUACGAUGCGCGAAAUACUGAAGAACCAGCAGUUCAUUGGCUCCACCAUGGGCUCGCAUAAGGAUCUCAUUGACGCGACGAACUUCAUUGCCAAACAUCGUAUCGUCCCAAUCGUGUCUAACGUCAUCGACGGACUGGAGGCAGCGGAAGAUGGGUUUGAGCUGAUUCGGCGGGGAGAGCAGUUCGGUAAGGUUGUGAUAAAUAUUGGCGAUGAGUCACAAGAACGCGCGAAGCUGUGAGUGUACCGAUGUCUCUUCAAGUGCACAUCUAUUUCGGAGG